Molecule: messenger RNA, 2461 nt
Organism: Papaver somniferum (opium poppy)
Lineage: Eukaryota; Viridiplantae; Streptophyta; Magnoliopsida; Ranunculales; Papaveraceae
Product: serine protease SPPA, chloroplastic-like
Exons: 13
Coding region: 86-2218 (710 amino acids)
Biological process (GO): proteolysis
Molecular function (GO): peptidase activity
Source: RefSeq, a predicted model, not a curated record
AAUGUAACCAAACUUGUCAACUCCUCCAGUUCCCCAGUUGAACUCAAAACCUCGUUCCUCGCUUCCACUCUCACCGCAGAAAGAAAUGUCGAGACUUGUUUCUACAUCUCAUUUGAGUUCUCUAAAUCGUCAUAGGAAUUUCUCCGUAAUUUUAUCAUCAAAAUCAUUACUAAUCCCAAUCCAAUACACUAAUACUAACUCUUCAUUAACUAACAACUCUUCUUCUUCACUCAAAACUUCAUUCUCAAACCCUAGGAUUUUUCAUUUCUCUUUUCCAAAUUCAAGUCAUAGAAAGGAUUUAAUAAUUCGUGCAUUUGAAUCUUCAUCAUCUUCUGAGACUACAAACCAGAAAGUACCAAAAGAGGAGGAGGAUGGAAAACAAGAAGAAGAAGAAGAAGAAAAGAAAAAAGGUGAAAUUGAAAAUGGGACUGCUAAAGGAAAGAAUGAUGAUGAUGAGUAUCCAAGUGGUGAAUUUGAGUUUAAGGAAAUUACUGGGUGGAAAAUUUUUGUUGUUAAGUGUCGUAUGUUAAUUGCUUACCCUUGGCAGCGUGUUCGUAAAGGAAGUGUUUUGUCGAUGAAAUUACGAGGCCAGAUAUCUGAACAACUGAAAAGCCGUUUCUCUUCGGGGCUAUCUCUACCUCAAAUUUGUGAAAACUUUACAAAAGCAGCAUAUGAUCCUCGUAUAUCUGGAAUUUACCUUCAGAUAGAACCCUUGAACUGUGGGUGGGGAAAGGUUGAGGAGAUACGUAGGCAUAUAAUAAAUUUUAAGAAGUCAGGUAAAUUCAUUGCCGCAUAUGUUCCAAUUUGUCAAGAAAAGGAGUACUACCUUGCCUCUGCUUGUGGAGAGAUGUACUGCCCUCCCAGUGCUUAUUUUGCUUUGUAUGGUUUGACAGUUCAAUCCUCCUUCCUUGGAGGAGUUUUUGAGAAAGUUGGGAUUGAACCUCAAGUGGAGAGAAUUGGUAAAUAUAAAAGUGCCGGGGAUCAACUCACACGCAAAAGCAUGUCAGAAGCAAAUUGUGAGAUGUUGACUGCACUUCUGGAUAACAUUUAUAGAAAUUGGUUGGAUAAAGUUUCCUCCACUCUAGGGAAGAAAAGAGAAGAAAUUCAGAGCUUCGUUGAUGAAGGGGUUUUCCAAGUAGAACGGUUGAAAGAAGAAGGUUGGAUAACAAAUAUACGUUAUGAUGACGAGGUUGUUGAUAUGCUAAAAGAGAGACUGGGCCAAGAGAAGGAUGAAAAAUUACGAAUGGUUGACUAUAAGAAAUAUUCUAGGGUAAAAAAUUGGACUCUGGGAUUGACCGGAGGUAAAGAUCAGAUUGCGGUAAUCAGAGCCUCUGGAAGCAUUAGCCGUGUUAAAGGUUCACUUAGCAUAUCUAGCUCGGGUAUUGUAGGCGAGCAAUUUAUCGAGAAGAUUCGUAAAGUAAGAGAGUCAAAAAGAUAUAAAGCUGUUGUCAUACGUAUUGACAGUCCUGGAGGUGAUGCUCUUGCUUCUGAUUUAAUGUGGAGGGAGAUCAAGCUUCUUGCGGCAACUAAACCUGUCGUUGCAUCAAUGUCUGAUGUAGCGGCAAGUGGAGGGUACUACAUGGCAAUGGCAGCAGGGUGUAUUGUUGCGGAGGAUCUUACUUUGACAGGCUCAAUUGGUGUUGUUACAGGAAAGUUUAAUUUGGGAAAGAUAUAUGAAAAGAUUGGAUUCAACAAGGAGAUUAUAUCACGGGGAAAAUUUGCCGAGGUCACUGCUGCAGAGCAACGUCCUUUCAGACCAGAUGAAGCAGAACUCUUUGCGAAGUCUGCAAAAAAUGCGUACACGAUGUUCCGUGACAAAGCAGCCUUUUCAAGAUCAAUGCCUGCAGAGAAAAUGGAGCAAUAUGCUCAAGGUAGGGUAUGGACUGGUAACGACGCCGCUUCUCGAGGGUUGGUUGAUGUUUUGGGUGGAUUUUCUCGAGCUGUUGCUAUUGCCAAACAAAAAGCUGGUAUUUCGCAAGACAAACAGGUUACUCUAGUGGAGAUGUCAAGACCCUCCCCUACAUUGCCGGAGCUCUUAAGCGGCACGGCAGCAUCCAUAGUUGGAUUAGAGAGGACAAUGAUGGGAGUAUUUCAAAACUUAACACCCACUGAUGGAGUUCAAGCCAGAAUGGAUGGGAUUAUGUUUGAGAAAUUAGAGGGAGCAUCUAAUGACAACCCAAUCUUUACUUUGAUUAAAGAUUACUUAAGCUCCAUUUAGAUUCCAAUCUUCUGGUCGAGGGGCAUUGAGAUCUUCCAAUUCCAGAAUGAUCAAGAUCAAAUGACAGAGAAUCUAUACUGCAUUAUCAGGUUAAAGAAGUACGAUUUUGAAUGUUUUGUUCCUCAGAAGUCCUUUGCUCCCACAAAAGUAGGAAACAAUCCAUUUAUGUAAAUGAAUUCUCAGAAUACUGGUGUAUACACAUUCUGCUCAAAAAAGCUAAUAGAAAUGAAAUGUUACUAUCCA